AUGUCGUUCUUAACUCGAGAGGAGGUUGAGAAGCAUUCAACACGGGAAUCAUGCUGGGUUGCAAUUCAUGGCUCUGUUUACGAUGUCACAGACUUCAUUGAUUCACAUCCUGGUGGUGCGCAUGUCAUCCUCCGUUGUGCGGGCAAGGAUGCAACCGCCGACUUUGACUCGGUUCAUGAUAAGGAGCUCCUAUUGCAAGCUCUCGCUCCAUCCACUGUCAAAGGCAUUAUCCAGCCAGACACGCUGGCACAGUCGACCCGCACACAUCCACAAGUUUCGGUGGAAGGAUCAAAAGCCCCGCCCCCGUUGGCGAGCCUGAUCAAUCUGCAUGAUUUUGAAAAGGUAGCCCAGGAGUAUCUUCCACCCCAUGCAUGGGCAUACUAUUUCUCAGGCGCCGACGACGAAAUCAGCAAGCGGGAAGGUCAAAAGGCCUACCAAAAGGUCUCCCUCCGCCCCCGCAUUCUGCGUAGUAUCCGCAGUGUAGACACUACCACAUCCAUUCUGGGCAAGCCAGUCUCACUACCCGUAUAUAUGAGUCCGACUGGGAUUGCCAAGUUCGCACAUCCAGAUGGAGAAUGUGCACUCGCCGUUGCAGCUGGCCACGAGGGACUGGCUCAAGUUCUGGCUAACUCGUCCAGUAUGACCAUUGAAGCCGUGCAGGCGGCACGGGCAACCCCAAAUCAACCGCUCUUCCAGCAAUUAUAUGUCAACAAGGAUAUAGAAAAGUCAGAAGAGUUAGUCCGACGGGCUGAAAGGGCUGGUGCUAGUGGAAUUUGGGUGACGGUGGAUUCUCCGGUUGUAGGAAAGCGGGAGAUGGACGAGAGAUUGAACCUGGAAGUGCAGACAAAGGACUCAUCAGAAAAGGGACAGGGCGUCGCAAAGAUAAUGGCCAGUUCCAUCUCGCCAUUUAUUGACUGGGAUAUCCUUACCUGGCUGCGAGGGAUCACCAGUCUCCCGGUGGUGGUCAAGGGCAUCCAAUGUGUUGAGGACGCAGUAUUGGCGUACCAGCAUGGAGUGCAAGGAAUUGUUCUUUCCAAUCAUGGAGGAAGAUCCCAGGAUACCGCCCAACCCCCCCUGGUCACGCUUCUCGAGAUCCGCCGAUAUGCACCGUUUCUCAUCGGAAGCAAAAUGCAAAUAUUCAUCGAUGGAGGUAUUCGACGUGGAACAGACGUGCUGAAAGCCAUUGCUCUCGGAGCCACCGCCGUAGGAUUGGGACGCCCGUUUCUCUUCAGUCUCGUGGCGGGAUAUGGGGCAGAGGGAACCCGUCGGGCAAUUAAUAUAUUGCGGCAAGAGAUCGAGGCGAAUAUGGUGUUCUUAGGUGUAACCCAGCUCUCUGAGCUGGGGCCUCACUUGGUGAAUUCGAUGCGGUUGGAGAGGGAUGUGGUUGGAUCGGUGAAGUUGUAGUAGUAGUAGCAGUAGUAGUUAAAAAGGUAGCUCCAAAUUGACCAGUUGCCG
Aspergillus heteromorphus CBS 117.55 is the source of this 1455-nucleotide messenger RNA. RefSeq lists its product as uncharacterized. The record is from RefSeq and is a predicted model, not a curated record. The coding region runs from base 1 to 1404 and encodes 467 amino acids. Lineage: Eukaryota; Fungi; Ascomycota; Eurotiomycetes; Eurotiales; Aspergillaceae. The transcript is spliced from 4 exons. Gene Ontology annotation, molecular function: oxidoreductase activity; heme binding.